AUGAGGACAUUCUUGGUACUCGCAAUCGUCUACUUGCUGGCCAAGAUCGUCGAUUGCCGAGCUGUUGAAAAUGACACUGAUAAAAAUGAGCGCGGUAAACGACGACACAAGUUUUCUGUCGAGGAAUUAUUCAACACCAAGUUUCCGCACAUUAUUACUGGAGAUUUAGACACUGAUAUUUGCAAAGCAGGUGGUUUUCUCGGUGAUAUUGCACUGCCAAAUAUCAAAUACGACACAGAAUGGCGCGAGCAAAAAUUAAAUAAAAGUUACUUGGAAGAAUUGAAAAAAUAUAGAGAAGAGAUAUUAAAAGAAGGUCUACAGGUGGAAGAGGAAGGUUUGACAGAGAUUCUCCAGUUUAAGAGCGAACACGAUGCUAACAAACAAAUGUUUCAUGAGCACGAUGAAAUGGACGUCCAAGAGAAGCCAGAGCCUAUCAUGAUAAAUCGAAACCAAUAUAAUACGGGUGAUGAACCCGAUAAUUUCAGCUUUGCUGUUAGAAACGAUGAUAUUAAUCCUAUAGUAAAAGACGAAAGUUUUAGAUUCAGAUUGGAAUCCUCGACCCAAGUUUCGAAGAAAAGGCACUCUGGACGACAAGCUCAUCGACAGCUCUCCAGGAGGACUUGGAUAUCGAAAUCAAUGAAAGCCAGACAAUCGAAUGACGACGUGCCACUCGAAUUUUCAACCACUACAACUUUAACUCUCGGGGAUAAUAAAUAUGUAGGCCACAUACAUACAGAUGGCGUCAAAGAAAUAUCCUCGUUAUCUGAAACGAGUACGCAAAAUGUAUCAUCAAAUCGACGACGUCGUCAUCAUCGCAAAAAAAUUUUACGGAGAUGUUCUCACAAUCAAUGUAAUCGACGAAUGCAUGGCCUUAUUGUCGAUGCGUCAGAUGAAAUUGUUUCCAUACAUGAUCGACGCCUUCGCUCCAUCGAAUUCUUCGAUAUAGAACACAAACAAAAAUAUUUAGCCAAUAAAAGCGGCGCGUAUUUAAGCAGAAUACGUCGAGCAGCUACUGCGAGAAAGGAACGAGUGUGGGAUCACGGUGUGAUUCCCUAUGAGAUCGAUGGCAAUUUUUCCGGCGCACACAAAGCCUUAUUCAAGCAGGCGAUGAGACACUGGGAAAACUUCACUUGCGUGAAAUUUGUAGAGAGAGUGCCUAGAGAGCAUCCUAAUUAUAUUUUGUUUACGGAAAGACCUUGCGGAUGUUGUUCUUUCGUUGGAAAGAGAGGUAACGGACCGCAGGCUAUUAGCAUUGGAAAAAACUGCGAUAAGUUUGGUAUAGUUGUACAUGAGUUGGGUCACGUUGUUGGAUUUUGGCAUGAACAUACUCGACCGGACCGUGAUCGUCAUGUACAAAUCAUCCGCGAUAAUAUUAUGAGUGGUCAAGAAUAUAAUUUCAAUAAAUUGACUGAGGAAGAAGUGAAUUCACUCGGUUUGCCUUAUGAUUAUGAUUCUAUUAUGCACUAUGCAAAAAAUACCUUUUCAAAAGGCACUUAUCUGGACACAAUUUUACCUAUGGAAAUUCAUGGAAAGAAGAGACCCGAGAUCGGACAAAGAAUCAGACUGAGCGAGGGCGAUAUCGCACAAACGAACCUUUUGUACAAGUGUCACAAAUGCGGUAGAACUUUUCAAGAGAACAGUGGUAGUUUCGGAUCACCAAAUCAUCCGAAUAAUUCUCCGUCUGGUGAUGGAGAACGGUGCGAAUGGAGGAUUACGGCGACGCAUGGCGAACGUAUUGUACUAAAUAUCACGUCUCUCGACAUAUUCAAAAGUGAUUAUUGUCGUAGUGAUUAUCUUGAGAUUCGAGAUGGGUACUGGUAUAAAAGCCGAGUAUUAGGUCGAUAUUGCGGUAGCGGUAAGAUGCACGAACCAAUAGUGUCGAGUGGAAGUCGUAUGCUGGUAACGUACGUAACGUCCACUAGGCAAAGUGGCCACCGUGGUUUUACGGCGAAUUAUGAGGCUGUUUGCGGUGGUGAUGUUGAAUUAGAUGGCGUAGGACAUCUGGAAUCACCAAAUUAUCCAGAGGAAUAUCAAUCCAGCAAAGAGUGCGUGUGGAAGUUAUCUGUACCUCAAGAUUAUCAAGUGGCCUUGAAAUUCCAGUCUUUCGAGAUCGAGAAUCAUGACAAUUGCGUGUACGACUAUGUUGAAGUGCGUGACGGACAUAACAACGAUUCUCCCUUAAUCGGCGUUUAUUGCGGAUACAAGAUACCACCAGAUAUUAAGUCGACGGGAAACAAGCUACUCGUUAAGUUUGUCAGCGAUGGUUCUGUUCAAAAGGCCGGUUUCUCAGCUACUUUUAUGAAAGAAUUCGAUGAAUGCGUGUUAACGGAUCACGGUUGUGAACAUGAUUGCAUCAAUACACUUGGUGGAUAUGAAUGUUCUUGUAAAAUUGGUUUCGAGUUACAUUCUGACGGCAAACAUUGCGAAGAUGCUUGUGGUGGAUUUUUCGAUGAUAGUAAUGGCACUAUUACAAGUCCAUCCUUUCCCGAAACUUAUCCAGGAAACAAAAACUGUGUCUGGGAAAUUAUCGCUCCGCCUCAAUAUCGUAUCACUCUAAACUUUACACAUUUUGAUCUCGAAGGUAACAAUGUAUACCAGGAAGAAUGCGAGUACGACUCUGUAGAAGUGGCGAGUAAACUUGGAGACGACGUUCUUAGAAAACAUGGGAUAUUUUGUGGUGCACGAUUACCGCCACUUAUCACAUCCGAAGGCAACUUUAUGAGGAUUACUUUCACAUCUGAUAACAGCGUCCAAAAAUCAGGCUUUGCUGCCGUAUUUUUCACUGAUAUGGAUGAGUGUGCCAAUAACAACGGUGGAUGUCAGCACGAGUGCAAAAAUACGAUAGGUUCUUAUCAGUGUUCUUGCCACAAUGGAUUCACACUUCAUGAAAAUGGUCACGAUUGUAAAGAGGGUGGCUGCAAAUACGAGAUUACUACGCCCAUGGGAACAAUCACCUCACCAAAUUAUCCGGAUUAUUAUCCUGGACGUAAAGAUUGCGUUUGGCAUUUUACUACGAAACCAGGCCAUCGAAUAAAAUUGGUCUUUAAAGUUUUCGAGAUGGAACCGCAUCAAGAAUGUGCGUAUGAUCAUAUUGCUAUUUAUGACGGAGAUUCACCCGACAGCAUAACCUUAGGUAGAUUUUGCGGUAAUAAAGAACCACAUCCGAUUCUCGCUACGAGCAAUCAAAUGUAUAUGGUUUUCAAGAGCGAUGCUUCCGUACAGAGGAAAGGUUUCUUAGCCACUCAUAGUACAGCCUGCGGUGGUCAUCUUAUGGCAACCGACAGAGUGAAGCACUUAUAUUCUCACGCCAAAUAUGGUUAUUAUCAAUAUGAUCACAGAACUGACUGUGACUGGAUAAUAGAAGCGCCACUAGGUAAAAAUGUUCAUUUAUCUUUUCUUUCGUUCCAAUUGGAAUAUGAAGCCGAAUGUGGAUAUGACUUUGUUGAAGUUUUCUCCGGUUUAGACGCGUCUAGUCCACCGUAUGGUCGAUUUUGUGGUAAUUCCAAUACUACUGAUUUUAUUUCCAUGAACGAGGCACUGCUAGUAAGAUUCAAAACCGACGAUACAAUUUCAAACAAAGGCUUCGUAGCUAUUUUUGUGGCAAUUGAUCGGCAGGAUAGCGAGGAAAAUCUCGGUGGUGAAGACAACGAAGAUCAGGAAAACAUAUGAUCUUUUGC
Molecule: messenger RNA, 3677 nt
Organism: Atta colombica
Lineage: Eukaryota; Metazoa; Arthropoda; Insecta; Hymenoptera; Formicidae
Gene: tok
Product: tolloid-like protein 1
Exons: 15
Coding region: 1-3669 (1222 amino acids)
Biological process (GO): proteolysis
Molecular function (GO): metalloendopeptidase activity; calcium ion binding; zinc ion binding
Source: RefSeq, a predicted model, not a curated record